Messenger RNA from Drosophila willistoni, 1117 nucleotides. Its product is annotated as serine/threonine-protein phosphatase alpha-3 isoform. Gene Ontology annotation, cellular component: nucleus; cytoplasm. Gene Ontology annotation, molecular function: protein serine/threonine phosphatase activity. NCBI's taxonomy places the organism in Eukaryota, Metazoa, Arthropoda, Insecta, Diptera, Drosophilidae. The record is from RefSeq and is a predicted model, not a curated record. The transcript is spliced from 2 exons. Bases 119 to 1090 code for a protein of 323 amino acids.
AUUAUUUUGAAAUAUUUAACAACGAUUUUACAAUCAACUGGACAAAUUUUGAAAGUCUAAAUUUAACAAGUCAAUUGAACCCACUCACUCAAACCGAAACCACUUCUCAAUAAAAAACAUGAAGAAACACCCUCGACAGCAAUCUCGACGAACUUCUUUUGGGAUCUGUGAUCAAAAUACCAAUUUAGAUGAUAUUAUAGACCGAUUGCUUCAAGCACCAACUAACUUGUCGGGAGCUAAUCUCCACGAAUACGAAAUAUCCUAUGUGUGUAUAUUAGCACGAGAGAUAUUGCUAGCUCAGCCCUCACUUUUGGAGCUGGAAGCGCCUGUCAAUGUGCUCGGUGAUAUUCAUGGGCAAUAUCAUAAUUUGUUAAAGUACUUUAACUCAACUGGUCAUCCACCGUUGACAAAAUAUCUUUUCCUUGGCGAUUAUGUGGAUCGGGGUAAGAAAUCCAUUGAGACGCUCACCUUGCUGUUGGCCUACAAGGCGCGUUAUCCGGACAGUUUCUUUCUACUUAGAGGCAAUCACGAGAGCUCUAGUCUGAAUUUAGUCUAUGGCUUCUACGAUGAGUGCAAGCGGCGCUACACCAUCAAAUUGUGGCGAACCUUUGUCGAUUGCUACAAUUGCUUGCCCCUGGCGGCCAUCAUCGAUAAAUCGAUCUUCUGUUGCCAUGGCGGACUAAGUCCAAGCCUCUUUGACAUGGAUCAAUUGCGUAACAUUGAAAGACCCUGCGAUGUACCAGAAACUGGUAUAAUUUGUGACGUGCUAUGGUCGGAUCCCGAUACCGCACGCAUUGGUUGGGGUAACAAUGAACGUGGAGUUAGCUUUACCUUUGGUGCGGACGUAGUCAGUGCGUUUCUCUUGCGGCACGGUUUCACAUUGAUUUGCCGUGCCCAUCAGGUGGUCGAAGAUGGUUAUGAAUUCUUUGCCAAGCGUCAACUGUUAACCAUAUUCUCGGCUCCCAACUAUUGUGGGGAAUUCGAUAAUGCUGGCGCCAUGUUGUGUAUCGAUAAAAAUCUUCUAUGUACAUUUCGUAUACAAAAACCAUUUAAAAAACACCAUCCUCAAAGUCAAGAAAAGAAAAUAUAGACCAAGUAUAUAUGUAUAUAAAACUAA